Messenger RNA from Thlaspi arvense, 1225 nucleotides. The record is from the annotation of a GenBank genome assembly. Lineage: Eukaryota; Viridiplantae; Streptophyta; Magnoliopsida; Brassicales; Brassicaceae.
AACAGAGGAACAGAGCGAGACAGAGACACGCAGAGAGAGAGAGAGAGAGAAACGAUCUGAUCUCAUUUCAUUUCCUCGUUCUCUUCUGCUACGAGGGAAAUUUAAUUGCUUUCCACUUUGAAUUCCUCCAUUUACUCAUCCAGAGAGAGAGAGAUUUAAUAUACAGCUUACACGCUACUUGGCUCCCUCAGAAAUUUCAAAACUAGAGAGAGAUAGAGAGGUAGAGAGAGAGAGAGAAAGAGAAAAACGAUGUUUGCGGCGGAGAACGGGCUGAAAGGAGAUCCAAGGCUUGAGGCUAUAUCAGCAGCCAUUAGAGUUGUUCCUAAUUUCCCCAAGAAUGGUAUCAUGUUUCAGGACAUAACAACGUUGUUGCUGGAUCACAAGGCGUUUAAACAUACAGUUGAUAUCUUUGUCGAUCGCUACAAAGACAUGCAAAUCUCUGUCGUUGCUGGAGUUGAAGCAAGAGGGUUCAUGUUCGGUCCCUCCAUUGCACUAGCCAUCGGCGCAAAGUUUGUCCCUUUGCGUAAACCAGGAAAAUUACCAGGGAAAGUGAUAUCGGAGUCUUAUGAGCUCGAGUAUGGACAUGACCGUUUAGAAAUGCAUGUGGACGCCGUUGAGCCACGAGAACGUGUCAUUAUCAUCGACGAUCUCGUCGCUACUGGUGGGACACUCUCCGCCGCCAUUAGCCUUAUGGAAAGCCAGGGAGCUGUAGUUGUGGAAUGUGCUUGUGUAAUUGGCUUGCCUGAAGUCAAGGGGCAACACAAGCUGAAAGGGAAGCCGCUCUAUGUGCUGGUGGAGCCUAGUGGAAUAGAUGGAUUCUGUUAGGAUACAACCCGGUUCAUUCCGGUUCGUUUUUUUCCUGCAGAGUUCCAUGUUCUUUAAAUUCUUAGGGUUUAUCUUCUUGCAUUCUCUCUCUCUCUCUCUCUCCCCCAUUUUCUCUCUCUCUCUCUCUCUCUCUCUCUCUCUCUCUCUCUCUCUCUUUUCUGUAGAUUUUGAAUUUUUCAGUCUUUUUUCUGUGAGGGUUAGGACAAUGUGUACUUUCCACGGCAGUGGUUGGUAAAAACCGGGAAAUUAAAACGUCUUUCAGUCGCCGAUUUGGUGAACCGAUUUUUCUGAUGGAUCAUUAACCUAUCUUAAUCAAUUAUGAUCAUAUAGUGAAUACAAUCAUUAAACAAGUUAAGCUACGUCCCCAAAUUAUGCGUGAAACCUGCAAAAAAGGUACUAG